Messenger RNA from Solenopsis invicta (red fire ant), 10315 nucleotides. Its product is annotated as regulator of G-protein signaling 11. The transcript is spliced from 18 exons. NCBI's taxonomy places the organism in Eukaryota, Metazoa, Arthropoda, Insecta, Hymenoptera, Formicidae. The coding region runs from base 529 to 3225 and encodes 898 amino acids. The record is from RefSeq and is a predicted model, not a curated record. Gene Ontology annotation, biological process: intracellular signal transduction; G protein-coupled receptor signaling pathway; regulation of G protein-coupled receptor signaling pathway.
UUUAGAUUGUCGAAGCUGCGGAAGAAGGGCCGCGAGCUCGGCCGUGCUCCGAUGGCCUGAUACGUACUGCGAGACGCAUUCAUGAAGCUCCACUGCCCUGACUCGUCGAUUCCUGUCGUGAAUCAUAUUGAACUAUGGCCAACGGUUCGUCUAAUACAGUAGUGCUAGAAGUAUCGGUAGUAACGUGGAUCUCCCGGUAUUUCGACAUGCAUAUCGACGGACGUUUCGGAAUUGCUCGUACAUGGUAGUAGGAUACGAUGACGAUGAUGCAUUCAUGGCAGUGCCGACGCAGUGAUAGUGUGAGGUGAUAGUGCUCAUGCGACGCGUUGCACUUUUCGGAUGUCCUACCGCACUGCUAACGCAGUAUUAACAUAUUAAGUGGGCGUGCGGGGGUGACUGGAGUGAUGGGAUGGGGCCAGAGCCCCAUGGAGUUCGGGUAGACCCGUCUCCGGCCCAGCUCCCCAGCCCCCUCCGCCAUCGAUAUCGACACCGCUCCUGCCAGCGACGCAGAGGGCCGCCUCGAUCGCGAUGGAGGCCUCUAGCAAUCAACAACAAAAAGAGAAGGAGCCACGCGUUCACAGGCCUUACGCCUUCGACAAGAUGGAGGGGCUGGUGCGGGAGAUGCAAGACCCUGAGAGCGGGGUACCCGUGCGCAGCCAAAAACAAUUUCUCACCUCGAUCCCCUCAGCGUUCAUGGGUGAGUGCCAACGGUACCUGCGUUGUGGAGUAAGCGUAAGCGGCCAUCACGGCCAGGACACUACAGUAGGCUGCCUGCGUGUUGCAGGUUACGACCUCAUCGAGUGGCUGAUGGAGCGGCUUGCCAUCGAAGAAUCAGUAGAGGCGGUCCAUAUUGCUAAUCAACUAUGCCAGUACGGCUACUUCUUCCCGGUGAAUGACUCCAAGACACUUACUGUUAAGGACGAUAGCUCUCUGUAUAGGUUUCAGACACCCUAUUAUUGGCCGUGGCAACAUAGAACCCCCGACAACGUGGAGUACGCGAUCUAUUUGGCGAAACGAACUCUGAGGAACAAACAACGUCACGCUCUCGAGGAUUAUGAGAUCGAAGCUUUGAACAGCCUGCGCAAGAACUUGCAGAACAAGUGGGACAUAAUACAACUACAAGCGGAAGAACAGGCCCAGGUACGCCUAUCUAAGGAACGCAAGAAAGGGGACAAGAUAGUGAGCGAUUCGCAGGAGCGAGCAUUUUGGAGAGUCUAUCGGCCGCCACCCGGUUGUCUCAGUAGCCUGGAAGUCGUGCCCAUACCCUCUCGUUUUCGUCCUGGACUUCCACGACCUCCGUCACGCAAACGCACUCUCACCGAUCUGCAACGUGAGGUGGACCUACUACGAAACAGUUUGACGCGCACGAGGAUAAAGGUUUCAACUGCGAUAGAAAAUUUUAAAUCGUACUUCGAGACGUACGUGGAAUACGACCCGAUGUUCGUACAGCCGCAACCUUCCAAUCCAUGGAUCACCGACGAUCAUACGUUUUGGCAACUGAAUAGCCCCUUAGUGGAAGUUCCUACAGAGAAACGUGUUAAACGAUGGGCGCUGUCGAUGGAAGAACUUAUGUCUGAUCCUACAGGUUUACAAGAAUUCACAAAUUAUUUAAGAAAGGAGUACAGCCACGAGAAUAUAAGAUUUUGGCUGGCGGUCAAAGAUCUCAGGCAUAGUUUUCAAGCACAAAUACCUGACAAAGUCAACGAAAUUUUUAGAGAAUUCCUGGCACCUGGAGCUCCCUGUGAAAUCAACAUAGACGGGAAAACGAUGGAGAAGGUUCAUCAGGAGAUGAAAAAUCCGAGCAGAUUUACAUUUGAUUCCGCCGCGGAACAUGUAUAUACGUUACUAUUGAAGAAGGACUGCUACCCUAGAUUUAUUCGUUCCGAUCAAUAUCGUAAUCUUUUAGCUGCCGGCGUGCAACCUUUGCAGAAAAAGAGAUUUUUCGGCUUCGGCGGCCAAGCCAAGAAGAAAGUUUCCUCCACUUCGACACCAACGUCUAGCACUUUGCAGCACGCUAAUAUAGGUGGCGGCAGACGACGGGGAAGCGACCGGAGUCUGUCCGGAAGCGCUCACGAGCUCGCGGUGUGCGGCGUUCGCGACGUCAGCUCCACGCCGCGGGUCCCUCACUCUCACAGCCAGUCGAAUCUCACCGACAUCCCAUACAGGGGAGAUCUACCACGACUCGUAAAGAUACCUUCGAGGCCUAGUCCACGUAGUAUUCAGGAUGCUGGCGCGACGGAAGCGGCAGUUCGCCCUACGGACGACGUGUGCCCGUGGGAGGCCGUGCCGGGCCCGAGCACGGAGCACGGAGGAACGGGGGACGGCGCGUCCUCUGGAAGGACAGCGUCAGCUGAUCAGGCCCGACACGUGUGGGACAGCGGCGGUCACGCGACGAUCGCGCAUUCCGUCGAGGGCGCGCGCGCCUCCCGGAAGAAUUCGGGGCAGAUGGACUCGUGCAGCUCGUCGUCGGACGUCAGCCUUGCUAUCGCGGACGUCUCCGAGCGGUUACGGAAGUCGUGUAGUUUGCAGCAUAGCGGUAGCAUAGGUACAUCAACUUCAGGUCCCGGCCCGAUAACGCGAAAUUAUUCUACCUGCUCGGCGAGCGGCCGCAUCAGGCUGGCCGAGAUAGGUCGCGCGUCCGUGUCGUCCUGCAACUAUCCGUCGCCCCAGCAAUCAUUCGAGUACUCCCACGCGGUGGUCGAAAAGGUGGAAGAGAGAUUGUCCCUGGAGAAGAUCGUGCCCGAGGAGGAAGUCGUCGUCGAGGAAAUCGCCGUCGUCGUCAGGGAGAGCCAGCCGAGUCCUAAGACGAGCGCGAAGGCGCCCCUGAUCAGCAUCAGCGCGAUCGUCGGCGAUCUACCGAGCGACAAUUCAACGAUGGAGAACGUCGAUGAGGACGCGAGCGAGAGCUGCACGGCGAAAGACGCGGGGGAGAUAGCGACUGAGGAAAAGACGAGAGGCGAGGACUCGCGGGCCGACACCGGGGCGGACGUGUCGCCGGUGGCUGAGGAACCGGCGACGACCGAGGAGCUGCCCGAUCAGGCGCAGGUCGUGCCUGUCUGGGAACCGGACGCCCAAGGACAGGAGGACCGACCGGCGGCGGCGCAGGCAGUGCCUCGGGAGAAGCGUGACAAUAAUGUUAACGAAGUAUGCCCGUGGGAGGACGAGGAAAACUGUAGAGUGGAUGCACCCUAUGUAAAAACCUAUGCGACUUUAGGUUACUUGUAAUUUGUCGUUGAUAUUAAAUCUUGCAUUUUACAUUUACAACAUUCACAAAUUCGAUUUCCACUUUAAUCCACUUUACUGAGCUCGCGUGUCCAGACCAUUUGCGCGACGAAGCUUCGAGAUCGCAGCGUUAAUUAAGCGAAGACACAAGCAUCUUUUGACGAUAACGUUUACUCACGCGGAGGCACAUCGAAGGUUUUAAUAAGACGAGCGCGCUCGCGAGUGCUCGCGCGAGUGCCGGUGAUGCAGUAUCGUAUUAUGCAAAUACUACGGACGGAUUUUUAACGGUGUUGCGUGCAAUGGCAGGAUUACGAGCAGUUCGUUCGAUAGAAUUGAUAACCCGAAAACAAGUACGUGGUGUCGCGGAACGAAAAACGAGCAUCGACGUCUAGUCUUUAACUUUGCAUCGAGUCACUAUAUUAUUAUAAACGUAUGGCCUAACGAUCCGAUUCGUUUGCUCGGGAUCAUCGGGAUGAUCCGCGAUGGAUUCCUUCAGAUUUCGACUCGCGGUCAAGGACUUUUGGAGCUCCCUCGUCCUUUCCGGUUACUAUAGAGUUAUUUGAUCUGUGCCGUCUGUACCAUUCUCGGUAUGCGCGAGCCACACACAAAAAAAAAGGAGAUACGCAAAGAUUAUUUGUGAUAGAAGGCGAUCGGGCGUUAUUGUUUAAAAAAUUAGAAUGCAGUUUCCAAUGUUGUUCGUAGUUUAACGUAGAUUAACGUAGACUUAGAAACCUAGAAGAUGUGUCGCGUGACAAAUAGCGAUAGAUCGUGUCUCUCUCUCUCUCCCCCAUCUCUGUGUUGAGUAAACGGCGACGUGUUUCACCGAGCAAAGUAGCGAAUUUACAAAUUCGAGGGCGCGGAUUGGGAGUCUCGUUACCGUUCGGUUUCGUAUCGCGUGCAAACGCGCGCUCGUAGGGUGCCAGCCAAAUCUGAGCCCUUUGGCCGCUCUCCAUGGUCGCGCUUUUCCCGGAUACUCGAUUUUUCGCGAGCCCACGCACACCCGCGAAACUUUACGUUUCGAUAAUUCGACGACGACGGUAUAUAUUAUGAGUUGCAGAACGCGAUUUGAUUCCUGGGGAAUCGCAACUGGUUUCUCCGUAAUUAACCGGACUUCGCGAUUGAUGGUGUCAUUGGAGAUAUCGCGAUCGCAAAUACCUUGUUUACCACCCGGACACACUUGUGCAUCCCAAUGCGCGGCGCGUUACGUUAUUUAAGUACACGUCUCCGUUUUAGAUUUAUCGCCUAGAGUUUAGCGUGUCUUACGCAGUGUCUUACGAGAGCGUUCGAUAUUAAUUAUUGACAAAUUAUCGUGACCUGAUAUAACUUAAGUGUCUAUUUCGUGUUAUAGUUCGCCAUAUGUCGUAAUCGCGUCGUAGUGAUUGACCGAUUGGCGAUUACGGCGAUUCUACGGUGUCUCGCUCGUUGAGCCUCGCUCGUUGAGCCUCGCUCGAGCGAGUCGCGAAUUAGUGACGAGAGAAAAAAGAAAGAGUAAAAAAAAAAAAAUAUAUAUAAGUAUAUUUGCGCGAGUCUAAGUAAAAAAAAUAUCGAUGCCCGUUGCUGUCGGAUCUCUGAUUCUGUAACUGCCCCAGGAUCUCCGGUCCGACGCUGAAAAUCCGAAGGAAAGGCUACUAAAAAUUUAAAUGCAUUGUGCUCUUACAUAUGUAUAUCUAAUCGAUGUCCUUUCGUGUAUAGUUUUAAGAUUAAAAUGAUACGCAAUUAUUGCAUUAAUUACCGACGGCGGAAGCUUGUCUCGCGUUCAAUCAAACCUUACGACGAUUUUUGACGGCCAAAUCCUCGUUUUUUUUCUCAACGAGAGGAAAGGAUAGCUUAACUGACGGAAACGAAGAACGAUUGCCUAAUUAUGCCGCACUUUACACGAAAUGAUGGUAAACGAACGAACGUGGGGAGGGAAAAAAAAAGAAGGAGCAAUGUGGUGACACUUAACGCAUGCCAGUUUUUCUAACGAUUUGAAUAUCGAAUUUUUGUAGGUGACGGAUUCACCUUGAAAGUCCUUCGAUUUAAGGAUCUAGCUGCGUUUAUUUUCUACGUGCAAUAUCGAGUACAAAACAAGAACAAAAAAAAAAGCGAGAUUAUACUCCAAUUGACGAUCAUUUGAGUGCAACGAGCCGAGUACGAGACGGUCUGGACACGCGAGUAUAAUCAUAAGAACUCUAAAAGUAUUCACGACGAUCGUACUGUUAAUUCAGCAGCUCAACUUAAGUAUCGUAAAGUUCUUACAAUAGGUUAGUCGAUAAUAAGGCUAGAGUUAACACAUGUCCCGUAAUAGAGAAAUAAGGAAGAAAUUAAUAUGGUAUACGCACAAAAUGAAUUAGUAUCGCAUCAACGAUUGUAUUCUCAUGUAUAAGCAAGAGUAUUAGAAAAUCUCCUUGAAAGAAUUUGAGCAAAAACACAACUUGCUCUCUAAAUCAGAAUCAGUGUAUUGUUCACUGAAAAACAGUAAAUUCAGUGUUAUACUUAUGACUGUAUCAAUCAGUGAUACACAGGGUGUUCGUUAAUGGUCGUAUACACCUUUUACCAUAAGAGGUGACUUACAAACUUCACUCCAUAUAAAUUACAUGGAGUCGGUAAGUCACGGUUAAGGAGCGCUCUUAUGGUAAAAGGUGUAUACAGCCAUUAAUAAACACCCUGUAUACACUGUCUUUUAGUGACAAUAUACCAAUUUGAUCGGUGAGAGACCUCUUCUUAAUCGGAAUCAUUGAAAAAUAAUGAAUAGUCGCUGCUGAUCACAGUCAUAGCACUGCAAAUCAAUAAGAUUCCACUGAUUCGGGUUUAGAGAGUGAGUGCUCACACGAAGAAACAAAAUUCUUCGCGCAAGCAAGUUGCAUCUGUUUAAGAUUAUCAAAUUUUUUCAAAAUCCUAUCUUGCUUAUGUACGAGAGUACAAUUAAUGAUUUGAUAAUAAUUACUUUUCUGCGUACCUACCACCGUAAUUUCGUUCGCGUCACAGCGGUAACGAAUUACUUUUUCGAUUCGCCCGCGUAAACUUUAUUGUACGAGCCGAGACAAAAAAAAGUGCGCAGUAAAUCUUUGGGAAGACACGGAAGACGAGAGAACUCGGAUGCUGGAGAAAACGCGAAUUCUAAGCAGCGGAGGAGCCAUGAAGCAAAUCAAAAAAAUAAAAAAUAAAAAAGAAUAAAACGUUACUCGCCUGUAAAAGGACGCUAUUCUCUGUGUAAAUAAUUUCCGAUAUCAUCGCGUAUAUAUAUACAUUCGCUCUCUCUCUCUCUUUCGAGAGAAUCUUGAAAAAAUAUAUAUUAUAUUCAUCGCGUAUAAGCCAAAGACCUCUUCUCUCUCUCUCUCUCUCACCGCGUCGCACGACGCCAGGGGGUGCGUGCGUUCGUGCGUGCGUGCGUGCUUCGCAAAAGCCAUCCUUCGCGCUCUGUUGCCGGGAAUCGUUUGAAAAAACUUUCUCGACGCUUCGCAGAAUGAGAAUCAAACGGAACGAGAUAAUUUUUACCGCGAGUUCUAUCGAAUCGCGACGAACGACGGUCGCCGUAGAUAUUUGAAAUAAAAUCUCUGCGCGAAUAACUUCUGAGCUUUACAGAGCUGUAAUACCUCAAUAUACACCCGGGACACGACAGGUCAAAUAUCAAUCGUGACAAAAAAAGUGAAACGUACGUUCUCCUAAAUGUAAGUUAGUCGCGAUUAUAGUUAAUUACAUUACACACACGGGCACACCGAAGAAAAGAGUUUAGCAAUAAUGAUCCAGCUUUGGUGAAAUAAUUUCAAUUAAAUGUUUGAUUAAUAUAAUCAAAUAUUUAGCAAUGUUUAGUAAUUAUGUUAAUAGUAACCAAAUAUAAUAAUAGUAAUCGGUUAUUAAACGGUUACUAAAUAUUACUAAAUAUUUGAUCAAAUUAACUGAAUGUAUAUUUAAUUGGAACAAUUUCAGCGAAUUUCAGCUUAGCAACCACACAUCAUUCACAUUUGAUUGCUAUCAUUAGGCUCUUUUUUCGGUGGAUUAUUUGAUUUGACAUCGUGAUCGAAUCACGACGUGAUCUCGACUUUGACUCAUCGCAAAAAGCGAGCUACGAUCGUUCGGCAGCAGAGCCGAUGGACCAAACCUCGAUGCGCAUCCGUCGUAUCUCCCGCAUUUUGUAUAAACCGCGACGUUUGGCGUACAUCGAUUACAUUUUUAGCAUUACCAUUUGUCAGAAUUGCAAGUUCAGCUCGGAAAGUUUCGUCGUUAAAUAAUGUUUAAUAUUAAAAAGGAAAAAAAGGCGGAAAGAGUUCCGAAGCACGUAAAUGAUAUAUCUCUUUGCUAUUCCGAUAUUGCGAUUAACUCCUCAGCAAAGGGAGAGCAAUAUCUCGAGCACGGUCAAUCCGGAAGGAGUGACACUAUGUACGAUAUGACGGAGCGGAAAUGUGAUUAGUUUCGCAUUAAUUAGCGUACGUAGGCGAAAAAGCAAACGAUAGAUACGAAUAAAAAAAAAAAAAAGUCCAAGAGUAUCUUUCUAAAAUAGUAUGUACUGCUAAAGAUAUUAAAUAUUAUUGCGCAAUGAGAUAUUAACUUGCAUAAAUUAUUCGUGUUUUGCAAGUUGCACUUUUGAAGAAGUCUGCAUCCGGUGCCACCGUAACAUAUUGUAACAUUAUUUUAUACAGCGUUUCUAAGCGUUUUUCGUUUUAUAGUAUGUUUUCGCAGGUUUGAGCAGAACUGUAAAUAUUGUUGAAAUAGUAUUUAUGUACGUUUGUCGCAUGUGCAUUUAUAAAUUGCAAUUAUAUUUUUAUCUAGAUAUAAAAUGAGCAAUGUGCGGCACUCUUGUGGUAAACGCAACCAUGCCCGUCGCGUUUAUUACCGGAAGUGCGAGAAAAAAAAAUUAUUUCGAUUCGCAACCUCGACAAAUAUGAUAAUUAUUAUAUCGCCGUAAGAAGAGAGAAGGAAUAAAACAAUGUAUACUACGGAUUACACCCGAAUGGUUCGCGAUUUUCCUUGCAUUGAAAUUUAAAAUGCGAGAUAUUUUUAUUAUUAGAGAAUCUAGACGGGUCCGUCGGAUCUAUCAAAAAUUGACGGGACUUAGGCAAGCAAAUGUGCACCAAUUAAAAAGAAAAAAUUCAGUGCGCACUGUCGCUUCCACGCUGAAUUAAGACCUAGUUGUUCGAAUUCGCCGUUGAAUCUGCGAUCCGGUCGAGCGAUACGAUUCUGCGAUUGUUCGAAUUGCGAAGUUGCGCGUACAUACACAAUGAAGCGAUCGUUCAAAGUGCGUAUUAUCGUACGCAGCCUAAGGACGCCAUCGGUAAGCGAGUGAAAAUUGCGCGUGUCGAUCCGAGAUUCAGACUCUUUAAAGUUCGAGAUUUAUGCACGGAGAAAACCCCAGCAUCAAAUUACUAAAUCAAUCAAACUAUUAAUCAAACAUUAGUAUCAAAUUAAAUACUAAUAUAUUCCAUUUAACAAUUAUUCUGUUUCAUAUUAAGAUUUCAUAUAAGAGCAAUUAUAUUCUUGCUUAUUGUACAAAAUAAUGAUAGACUUGCUUAGAUAUCAUUAAAUGUAAAUAAUGUAAUUAAAAUAAAUACACUGAGAGAGAGACUAUCUUGACGCAAAGAAAUCAGCUUAUUUGUAUGAUGAUAAUAGCUUAUUUGCUUCUAGCAAAUUAAACAUUUCUUAAUUAAAAUAUUUACGCAAAUGAAAUAGAGAAAUAAUUUUUAAUCAAGUAUUUUUUCUUGCAGUUCUAGAAAAUAUUUACAGUUCGAUUAUUUUUAUGUUCAUAAUCCGAUUUUUUUAAUCUCUAAGAAAACAAUUUAAUUAUUUGUAAAAUUAUUAUUUAAGUGUAAAAAAAAUGUAAUAACACAAAUUAUAUAUUUUAAGUAAUAUGUCUAUUUACUUCAAACUACAUAUUUUUUUACUCAACAGAAGAAAUGCUUGCAAAAUAUAUAGUUUAAAGAAACUAUAUUUUUUCAUUAAAAAGAUUGUUUUCUCUCAGUGUAAUUUAAAAAUUAUUUACUUCUUUAAAGAACUUGAUGAUCUUAAAUUCAGCAAAAUAUUAUAUUUUUAUUUCAACAUUGUAAUCGCCCUCUAAACAAUAUAAUUGUUUCGAUAAUAAUAGCAUUAAAAAAUUUUUAUUCUUGGUUUAAAGACAUUAUUAUUUUUUAUUCGGGUUUUUUUUUUCUUAACUCGUGAAAAUUAUUCUCGAACAACGAGACUAUAUAUUUUUCUAUUAAUCUCUAUGUUAUAAAAAAUUUCUUCACUCAAGUAAAUGUCCGUUUAACGUUACAUAAUCUCAUUUCAACGUUUAACAAAAAUCGAAAAUAAAGACAUUUUAAAAAGCGCAAGGAUGUUCUUCUUCUGUGUGGAAUCGAAUUCUCAAUCGAUCUCGAAAUAUUCCGAGGAAAGUUCAUGGAUCUCGGAUCUGCGGGCGAUGAUCGGAAAUCGGUCUCGAGAAUCCGUCAUCAGGACCUGAGAGAGAUGCAUCGACACACCGAUCGACGAGGGACGGAGAGAGAAAGAAAAAAAAAAGAGCGAGAGACACAGAGAUCCAAGGAUCACCGGAAGUUUAAUUUUAUUCCGGGAGCACUUCGGAUCUCCCAAUCCAAUUGUUCGCGUCUCGACCGGACGGUGUGUCGUCGAGCGUAGAAGACGCGCGAGAUUUCGUCAUUUUCACUGUCCUCUCUCUCUCUCCGAAAAUUGCAUUCCGCACGAAAACAACGUAUACGUGGCGCAAUAUUCACACACGAAGCCUAAGAGAGACGCGAGGGAACGCCAGCGACAAUAGUGAUACAAAAGCACACACGUGAGUUUUGAAAUCGUCGUUUCGAAUCUCCGCGAGGAAACGGAAUAAAACAAAAAAAAAAAAGAAAGAAAAAGAGUGAGAGGGCAGAAUUCCUCUCAAGAUCGCCUCUCGACAAACUGACCGACCCAUCCCCUCCCUCCCACUCUCGUAUCCUAAAUCGAUUAACUUGUCGCGUUGGAAGGGAAUCGAUGUCGUUCCGAUUGCUCCGCCUCAGUCCGCUAACCGCGAUCAGUCUCCGGUAAAUCCGGUAAAUCCGAAUCGUAAAUUGCAACUUGUUUUUUUUUUUUUGUCAAACCCUAGAGAAACCUUUUACGCCUCCUACGCGUCCUAACGAGCGAUUAUUCGACACAU